AUGAGGGAAGAGUUAACCUGCAAUUGUAAUUUACAUAGCAGAAAGUGUCGUUUCAAUGCAGAACUUUACCGUCUUAGUGGUUAUCAAAGUGGAGGUGUUUGUUUAAAUUGUAGGCAUAAUACUGCUGGAAGAAAUUGUCAUUAUUGCAAACUUGGCUACUUUAGAGAUCAAAACAAACCAAUAACACAUAGGAAAGCUUGCAAACCUUGUUUGUGCCAUCCAAUAGGCUCUAUAUCUCGAAAUUGCAAUCAAACAAGUGGACAAUGUAUUUGCAAACCUGGAGUUGAUGGCCCAACUUGUAAUCGCUGCGCUAAAGGAUUUCAACAAUCCCAAUCACCUGUUACGCCUUGUAUUCGUCCUCCACCAGCAGAAAAUGCUCUUUUUGAUUCAAAAAAUUCCGCAAAUAGAGAAUGUGAUAAAUGUAAAGCUUCUUCUACACGUCUAACACACAAAAGAUUUUGCAAAAAUGAUUAUGCCUUCCAUUUGCAAGUAAUUGGCCGUGAAUUAAUUAAUGGAUGGGCUAAAUACUAUAUAAAAAUAAUUUCAAUUUUAAAAAAUGAAAUUAAAAACGAAGACUUUGGAAAAGAAAAUAAUUUUAAUUUAAUUGAACCUGGAGAGGAAAUGGCUCUUUGGUUAUCUGAAAAAUUGUUGGAAUGUAAAUGCCCAAAAAUUAAAGUUGGAAGAAAAUAUUUAAUUAUGGGUCAAUAUAAAUAUUCAACAACAACAACUUCAGAUUUUACAACAAAUAACAACGAAUAUUCAUCCAAAAAUAAAUUAAAAAAUUUAAUUUUAAAUCCAAAUCAUUCAAUAUUAAUAGAUUGGAGUUUGUCUUUAGCUGAUAAAUUUGAACGUUUUGAACGUCGACAUUAUAGAGAAAAAUGUUUAAAAAUCAAAAAGGUGGAAGAGGAGAAGGAAGAAGAAAAUAAUAAUGUUAAUACAACAAUUGAAACUUUAAUUAAUAAUGAAGAAGGGGAAAAUAUAAAAAUUGAAAAAAUAAAGAAGAAAGGAGGAGUGGAGGAAGAAGAAAAUAGAAUUUAAAAAAGUUGGAAUUUCUAAAGAAAAAAGAAUCUUUUUUUCAUACUAAAAGAGUAAGAAUUUAUCCCUCCUUAAUCACUCACGUUUGUUUAAAAAAUUGUUAGGUUUUUUAAAUUUAAAAAAUAAGGGGUUGUCGGGUGCACUGUGAAUUUCUUAAAUAACGACAACCCUUAUUUUUAAAAGGUUUGAAAAAUCCUUUUAAAAAAUAAUCGAAAAUCUUUCUGAUAUGUCAUUUCAUUUCGCUCCUAAGAUUGGGGGGGGGGGGCUAUCAUUUUUAUGCAUUCCUUGUAUUUUAUAUACAUACUAUAUUUUUCAAAAUAUUUAAAGCUUUAUAUUAUUUUUCUGUCCAAACAAAUUUUCUUGCCCUACUCUAUUUUCUAUUUUUUUCUUGCUUUAAUUUUGUUUUCAAGUCAAUUUUUUUCGAAAUAUUUUUUUUCUAUUU
Molecule: messenger RNA, 1477 nt
Organism: Meloidogyne enterolobii
Lineage: Eukaryota; Metazoa; Nematoda; Chromadorea; Rhabditida; Meloidogynidae
Source: the annotation of a GenBank genome assembly